Verticillium dahliae VdLs.17 is the source of this 870-nucleotide messenger RNA. RefSeq lists its product as uncharacterized. The coding region runs from base 1 to 870 and encodes 289 amino acids. The transcript has a single exon. Lineage: Eukaryota; Fungi; Ascomycota; Sordariomycetes; Glomerellales; Plectosphaerellaceae. The record is from RefSeq and is a predicted model, not a curated record.
AUGGACACGAUCCUUCCACUGCUCAAGACAAUAGUCCGCAACCGCCAACGUUCGACCAAGACGCCCGAGCGGCGUCACUCCCGCGACAAGUCUCGUGGCAAGCAGCAGCAGCAGCAGCAGCACAGCGGCGAACUCGAGGUCCUCCUCUUCCUGCUCGCGCACAAGGGCAUGGAGUACGCGGCCAAGCGGUACCUGGCCUCGGAGCACGGGACCCAGAGGCGCGAGGAGGGCCAGCCGGCUGUGGACAGCGACGCGCUGGAACGGCUGGGGCGGGUUAUUCUCGCUAAGAUCAUGGGCGCGAAGGACGAGGGGCGGAUGACGGGAGGGGGGGCGCGGCGCAGACAUCGCGAUGAUGGGAACGACAAGGACAGGAACGACAAGGACGGGAAUGGCAAGCACAGGCACGACAGGGGGCAGCGACGGCACCGGGACGCGUCGUCCGAGUCGCGGUCUCGUCACCGACGGCAGUACGGCGGCCGAGACGACGGCGGCAAACACGAGAAGCACAGGCGGAGGCAGCACGAGGGCGACGCGCAUCGACGACAGAGGCGGCGCGGACCGGCGCUCGAGAUGGAGGAGCUGCGCGCGCGGCUGGAGGACAUGUCGGAGGCGCUCAUCGGGAUGAAUGAGAGGCCUGCUGGGCGGCCGGGGCACGAGGAGUGCGAGUACUACGACCUCUUUGUCGCGGCGUCGACGCCGCUGCAGGAUGCUAUUGGGGGUGUUCUGGGGCAGAUGAGGGAGGUCGAGGGGGGGAAGGGCCGCGGCCGGCGGAGGCACGGCGGCGAGCACAAGGAGAGGCGGAAGAAGGAGGUGCCGGAGCCUGAGGUCAGUCGGGGGCGAACGAGGAGGCGACAGGAGCAUGGGCGGUAG